Elephantulus edwardii (Cape elephant shrew) is the source of this 1764-nucleotide messenger RNA. RefSeq names its product intermediate filament family orphan 1 (gene IFFO1). The transcript has 10 exons. Bases 1 to 1743 code for a protein of 580 amino acids. NCBI's taxonomy places the organism in Eukaryota, Metazoa, Chordata, Mammalia, Macroscelidea, Macroscelididae. The record is from RefSeq and is a predicted model, not a curated record.
AUGAAUCCGUUAUUCGGCCCCAACCUUUUCCUCCUACAGCAGGAGCAGCAAGGCCUUCCCGGGCCGCUGGGGGAUCCUCUGGGAGGCGACCACUUCCCGGGGGGAGGGGACUUGGUUCCAGCUCCGGUCGGCCCCGCUGCCUACUCGCCGCCCGGGCCAGGAGCAGCGCCCCCCGCCGCCAUGGCUCUCCGCAACGACCUGGGCUCCAACAUCAACGUGCUCAAGACCCUCAACCUGCGCUUCCGCUGCUUCCUGGCCAAGGUGCACGAGCUGGAGCGCCGGAACCGCCUGCUGGAGAAGCAGCUGCAGCAGGCGCUGGAGGAGGGUAAGCAGGGCCGGCGGGGUCUGGGGCGCCGCGACCAGGCUGUGCAGACCGGCUUCGUCAGCCCCAUCCGGCCGCUGGGGCUGCCCCUGGGCGCCCGGCCCGCCGCCGUCUGCACCCCGUCGGCGCGGGUGCUGGGCUCGCCCGCCCGCUCGCCCGCCGGCCCGCUCACACCGUCUGUAGCCGGCCAAGUGUCGUCCUCUGCGGCUCUCGCCUCCGCCACCACCGCCGCCGCCUCCACCGCCACCUCCACCGCCUACUCCCCGUCCGCCCGCUUCAUGCCCGGCACCAUCUGGUCCUUCUCCCACGCCCGCCGGCUCGGGCCCGGACGAGAGCCCACCUUGGUGCAAGGCCCUGGCCUGUCGUGGGUGCACCCUGACGGGGUGGGCGUGCAGAUAGAUACCAUCACCCCGGAGAUCCGCGCCCUUUACAACGUGCUGGCCAAAGUGAAGCGGGAACGGGACGAGUACAAACGGAGGUGGGAAGAGGAGUACACGGUCCGUAUCCAGCUGCAGGAGCGAGUGAGCGAGCUCCAGGAGGAAGCCCAAGAGGCAGAUGCCUGCCAGGAGGAGCUGGCGAUGAAGGUGGAGCAGCUGAAAGCUGAGCUUGUGGUCUUCAAGGGGCUCAUGAGCAAUAAUUUGUCCGAGUUGGACACAAAGAUCCAGGAGAAGGCCAUGAAAGUGGACAUGGACAUCUGCCGCCGGAUUGACAUCACUGCCAAACUGUGUGACGUGGCUCAGCAGCGCAACUGCGAGGAUAUGAUCAAGAUGUUCCAGAAGAAGCUGUCUCUGCACUUGUCUCCCAUUAAGGUCCCAACCAUGGGGGGGCGGAAGCGGGAGCGCAAGGCUGUCAGCGAGGAGGACCCCUCCCUGUCGGAGAGUGACGGGCCCCGCCAGCCCGAUGGGGAUGAGGAGGAGAGCACAGCCCUCAGCAUCAACGAGGAGAUGCAGCGCAUGCUCAACCAGCUGAGGGAGUAUGAUUUUGAGGACGACUGUGACAGCCUGACUUGGGAGGAGACUGAGGAGACCCUGCUGCUGUGGGAGGAUUUCUCAGGCUAUGCCAUGGCAGCGGCAGAGGCCCAGGGAGAGCAACAGGAAGACAGUUUGGAGAAGGUGAUUAAAGAUACAGAGUCUCUGUUCAAAACCCGAGAGAAGGAAUAUCAGGAAACCAUUGACCAGAUAGAGCUGGAGCUGGCCACAGCCAAGAAUGACAUGAACCGGCACCUGCAUGAGUACAUGGAGAUGUGCAGCAUGAAGCGGGGCCUGGACGUGCAGAUGGAGACCUGCCGCCGGCUCAUCACCCAGUCUGGGGACCGAAAGUCUCCUGCUUUCACUGUGGUCCCGCCUAGCGAACCGCCGCCACCGCAGAGCGAGGCUGAGGACUCCGAUCGGGAUGUCUCAUCUGAUAGCUCCAUGAGAUAGGGGCCUGGGGCCACCACCUGG